Molecule: messenger RNA, 1080 nt
Organism: Phascolarctos cinereus (koala)
Lineage: Eukaryota; Metazoa; Chordata; Mammalia; Diprotodontia; Phascolarctidae
Gene: CUNHXorf38
Product: chromosome unknown CXorf38 homolog
Source: RefSeq, a predicted model, not a curated record
GGUGCCUGAGUGCCACUCCCAGGAAGCCGCUCGGACAGUCCGGCUCGGGGAGGGCCCGGGCCUUCGGCGCAGAUGGUGCUUUCGGAGCUGGCCUUGCGCCUCAACAGCACCGAGUACAAGAACUGGGUGAAGGCGGGGCACUGCCUGGUGCUGCUGCGGGCCUGCCUGCAGGGCUUCGUCCGCGCCGAGGUGGAUGCCUUCCACCAGCGCAUCCUGUCCGAGGUCCCCGGCCUGGGCCCCCGCACCUCCUGCAGCGGCGGCGUACGCUGCAACCCCCGCGCUCGGCAGUUUCAGCCUCAAUGUCAGUUGUGUGCAGAAUGGAAAAAGGAGAUUUUGAAACAUCACACCAACAGAAAUGGAGACAUCUACUGGGGAAACUGCAAGCCUGAGCGCUGGCCUUUUGACCCCUGGGAACUGGCAAAGGCUUUUAUGCCCAGGGGACUGGCAGACAAAAAAGGACCUGAGGAAUGUGAUGCAGUUGCUCUUCUAAGUCUUAUCAACUCCUGUGAUCACUUCAGGAUUGAUCGAAAGAAAGUCAUAGAGGUGAUUAAGUGUCGUAAUGAAAUCAUGCACUCUUCAGAAAUGAAAGUCUCUUCUACAUGGCUGCAAGAUUUUCAGAAGAAGAUUCAAAGUUUUUUGAAUGAAUUCUGGAAUAUCCCAGAGAUUGCAGCCACAAGUGCCAGAGUAGAACAGCUGCUGACAUCUGACUGGGCCGUCCACAUCCCUGGGAAUGACCAGUUGGAUGGUCCUGAAAGUGAAACCAGCAUUCACCUUAGUGAAAGUGAAAUCAAUGAAAUAGAAAUGGAAUUACUAAGGGAAAAACUUCAAGAGAAUUAUAUUCAAGCAGAAGAGCAAGCAAUAUCACCUGAAGAGAUCAUUAAAAAUGUACAGGCAAUGAAGGUCUUCCUAAGAAACAACAAGGAUCUUGGAAUUAGUUUUGAAGAAGAAAUACAAAAGUUGGAAGAUCUUAAUCUACAGUAUCAAAAAAGGUGUACAAUGGAACCUGGGGAGUAGGCGCUUGAACUGGUGGAGGUUGAAGGGAUUUCUUUAGUCAAAAUGAAACAUGUUACCUGAAGACCA